Molecule: messenger RNA, 960 nt
Organism: Synchytrium microbalum
Lineage: Eukaryota; Fungi; Chytridiomycota; Chytridiomycetes; Synchytriales; Synchytriaceae
Product: malate dehydrogenase
Exons: 7
Coding region: 1-960 (319 amino acids)
Biological process (GO): tricarboxylic acid cycle; malate metabolic process
Cellular component (GO): cytoplasm
Molecular function (GO): L-malate dehydrogenase (NAD+) activity
Source: RefSeq, a predicted model, not a curated record
AUGGUCAAGGUCGCUGUUUUAGGUGCCGCCGGUGGUAUCGGUCAACCAUUGUCCCUCUUAAUGAAGGCAAACCCUCUCGUCACCGAACUAUCUUGUUACGAUGUUGUAAACGCUGUCGGUGUCGCUGCUGACUUGUCUCACAUCAACACCCCUGCCAAAGUCGCUGGCUAUGUCGGUGAUGCUCAACUCGCUGACGCAUUGAAGGGCUGUCACUUGGUAGUCAUCCCUGCCGGUGUGCCACGAAAGCCUGGAAUGACCAGAGACGACUUGUUCAACAUCAAUGCUGGGAUUGUAAAGACUCUUGCUACUGGUUGUGCCAUCAACUGCCCCAAGGCUUACAUCUGUGUCAUCUCAAACCCCGUCAACUCAACCGUCCCUAUCGUCGCUGAAGUCAUGAAGGAACACGGUGUCUACGACCCAAAACGUGUCUUUGGUGUUACCACUCUCGACAUUGUUCGAGCAAGCACCUUCGUCUCUGAAGUCAAGAAGACUGAUGCUCAAACUACCAAGGUCACCGUCAUUGGUGGUCACUCUGGAGUCACCAUCAUCCCAGUUCUCUCGGGUACUGGCAUGUCAUUCUCCCAAACUGAAUUAGAUGCCCUCGUAAAGAGAAUCCAAUACGGUGGUGAUGAAGUCGUCCAAGCCAAAAACGGUGCUGGAUCAGCCACCUUAUCCAUGGCUUACGCUGGUGCUCGAUUCGCAAACUCCAUCUUGGAAGCUACUGUUGCUGGUAAAACCGUCACUGAAUGUGCAUACAUUGACAGUGACUCGGCUUCUGCUGAUGGUUUGGCAUUCUUCUCUACUGAAGUUGAAUUUGGACCAUCCGGUGUAGUCAAAAUCCACCCAAUCCCAUCUCUAUCAGACUACGAAAAGAAGUUAUAUGCAGCUGCCGUGCCAGAACUCAAAUCCAACAUUGACAAGGGUGUCGAAUUCGUCAAGAAGUCCAAACCAACACUUUAA